GUCGUUUAAAGAUUAAGCAGCACACACUUCAGGCAGGAAUUUGCACUCGAGCGGAAAUGUAGUCUGAGAGGCAGCUCGGGAGGCGGAAGUGAUGUUAGAGCAGCAGUCUGCUCCGUCCAUGUUAUUAUUGUUAUUUUGGCUGUGUGAUGGUUCACGGACGGCGGCCAGCCCGGGAUUUCUCCGGUUACCAGCGCAGACACGAACGGCUAGCAGGCCACACGUUACAGCUGCGCGUCUGUCUCACGACAGUUUGAUCGCCAGCGUUGACAAAACGCGCAAACGUCGCUCUGCGCAGCGCUCGCCGAGGACUGUCUUUAUUAUUGACACUGCAACAGACAUGAACGGCAUCACCAAGAGCAGAUUUGAGGUGUUCUCAAACAGUGAUGAGGCCCUUAUCAACAAAAAACUCCCCAAAGAGCUUCUGCUCAGGAUUUUCUCCUACCUGGAUGUAGUCACAUUGUGCAGGUGUGCUCAAGUAUCUAAGGCUUGGAAUGUUCUCGCAUUAGAUGGAAGCAACUGGCAGAAGAUUGAUCUCUUCAACUUUCAGACGGAUAUUGAGGGACGUGUGGUGGAGAACAUCUCGAAGCGAUGUGGGGGUUUUUUGAGGCAGCUCAGUCUUCGGGGUUGCCUCAGUGUUGGAGAUGCAUCCAUGAAGACCUUUGCUCAGAACUGUCGCAACAUUGAACAUCUGAACCUCAACGGCUGUACCAAGAUCACGGACUCCACCUGCAUCAGCCUUAGCAAGUUCUGCUCCAAACUCCGUCACCUUGACCUGACCUCCUGCGUGUCCAUCACCAAUCAUGCACUUAAGGCCUUAAGUGAGGGCUGUCGGAUGUUGGAGAAUCUGAACCUGUCCUGGUGUGAUCAGAUCACGAGUGAUGGCAUCGAGGCUCUCAGCCGUGGCUGCAUAGGUCUCAGAGCUCUGUUUCUGAGAGGUUGCACACAGCUUGAUGAUACUGCACUGAAGCACCUUCAAAAGCACUGUCCUGAGCUCAUGACAAUCAACAUGCAAUCAUGCACACAAAUCACAGAUGACGGCUUUGUGAGUUUGUGCCGGGGUUGUCACAAACUGCAGAUGGUUUGUGUGUCUGGCUGCAGCAACAUCACAGACGCUUCUCUGACUGCCCUCGGCCUCAACUGCCAAUGGCUCAAGAUCCUGGAGGCUGCUCGCUGCUCACAUGUGACUGAUGCUGGUUUUACUGUUCUUGCCAGAAAUUGUCAUGAAUUGGAGAAGAUGGAUUUAGAGGAAUGUAUUUUGGUGACUGAUAACACCCUGGUUCAGCUCUCAAUCCACUGCCCUCGGCUGCAGGCGCUGAGCCUGUCACACUGUGAGUUGAUAACAGAUGAUGGAAUCAGACAUCUGAGCAGCAGUGUGUGUGGUCAGGAGCGUCUGCAGGUCGUGGAGUUGGACAACUGCCCCUUGAUCACAGACAUCACACUGGAGCACCUCAAGAGUUGCCAGCGUCUGGAACGCAUUGAGCUCUAUGACUGCCAGCAGGUCUCCCGCGCAGGCAUCAAACGAAUCCGGGCUCACCUUCCUGAGAUCAAAGUCCACGCUUACUUUGCCCCGGUCACACCCCCUCCGUCAGUGCACGGAGGAGGCCAGCGUCUCUGCCGCUGCUGCGUCAUACUCUGACAGAAGGAGGGGUCUCUGAGAGAUGCCAUAGAAAGUCAAGCUGUCAGUCAACCUCUAAACUCCGCCCUGCCCCUGCUCCACACCACUACGAGGCGCUGUGUAGGGUUGUGGCUACGGGAGGCAUGGCUUGUUCACUGAGCGGUUGCCUGGCAGCAGGAUGGACAUGAACAUGUAACGCAAAAUAAAUACAAUGCAACGUGACAAAUACUACGUACAUACAAAUACCACCUACUUGGAUGUACAAGAAAAAUCAAGGAGCUACCAUGUAAAAUAUUUCAUAUUUGGAUAUAUAGAAAACAAAGUACUUAAAGCAUUAUGGAACUACUGAAUAUAGAAGGAACUUGUUGGAGGCAUUUUGAUGCCGUUACGACGACUACACAGUGUUUACGUCCUGCUCCUUUUCAUCAACCAAUAGGAAUGCGUUCUAUUAAUGAUGAGAACAAAACAGAAGCAGCAGGAUGCAAGUCUGGAGUUUUGUAGGAUACUCCUCCCGCCGAUCGAUCAUGUGACUUUCUCGAACCUGAGAGCAGGAAGCUUUGAGCGUUUCUGUCUGGUUUUGCGCGCGCGUGUGUGUGUGAGAAUGUUUAAAUAUAGAAAACGAAAUAUAACACUACAACAAAUCAACCCAUAUUAAAACUGGAGUAAAAUGUUCUUUAUUUUCUGUUUGUGCUCACCCUAAUUUGGAGAGGACAAAAAAAAAAAAUCGCAGUUAAAAUCAUGUGAGCGAGCGAGGGGAAGAGAAGGACUGAGAUUGUGCAUGCGAGAUAAAGUCGAUUUUGGAGUUACAGUACGUCAUGAUUGAUGUGAAUGUUCAAAUUUAGACAAUAUACAUGUGCUAAGGGUGGUACAUCAGGAAUAUUUGAGUUUCACAGUGUUUCAGUGCAAUAUUGAAAGCCCAGGCGUAUACAACUGUGGUAUGUGACAGGAUUCAGAACACUCCUUAUUCAGGCAUUUCCUCAUCCUUUCUGUAUAUUCACUGCCAAUUACAUGUAAUUAAAGGGAUCGUCCACCCAAAAUGAACAUUCUGUUAUCAUUUACUCACCCACGUGUUGUUCCAAAUCUGUAUGACUUUCUUUUUUUGUAUGUGGAACACAAAAGAAGUUAUUUUGAAAAAUGUCUCUGUGUCCAUCCAAUGUUGUUUGGACCUUGUUCUUCAAAAUAUCUUCUGUUGUAGUUCACAUGUUUGAAACAACAUGAGGAUGAGUAAAUGAUGACAGAAUUUUUCAAUUUUGUGUUUGAACUAGAUCAGAUCUGAGCAUAAUAUGAUGCAAAAAUCGACAGUAGGAAUACGUCAAGGCAAAUAAAUCAAACUUAACCCAUGCAAUCCGUGAUUUAAAGGGACAGUUCAGCCAAAAAUGUAAUUUAAUGUUAUCUGCUCACCCUCAUUUUGCUAAAAAAAAAAAUGACUUUUUUAUGUCUUAGUCUCAGUCAACAUUCACUUUCAUUAUAUGGAUCAAGUUGCAUGAAAAUUCUCAUUUCAUUCUGCCUGAAAGUCAUACGAGGAAAGUCAUACGUGAAUGAUGACAAAAAUGUUAUUUUUGGGUGAACUGUCUCAUGCAUAAAACUGAUGUUCAACAGUGGGUUUGAUGCAUAACAUUGCAUAUUUAAAAAACAUGUUAAUGAAAACAGAGUUGAUCAUGUAAUCGAUGGAAGAGUUUUGUGUCGGUGUGAGUGCCUUUGAUUUUGCAACUGGAGGGACGGGUGGGUUACAGCCACAGAAAUGCUUGACUCAGGGCUGCGGUGUAGUUCAUCACUUUUUUUUCUCUUGUAUUCCUCCUAUUUAGUUGGUUUUUACCACUGGAUAUGAUGAUGAUGAUGAUGAUGAUGAUGAAGUGUCAUCAUUUCCUGUCAAUGCAUACACCAGUGAUUCCAGUAUUCUUUAUCUCGACCACUUUAGAAGGCAAUGCUAAACCUGUCAGCGAAAGUGAAGUUUGUUUAGAAUUGUUCUGUAACAGCUAAUCGGUUCCCCUCCUUCUCUCCCAUAUUUUUUUGACAAAGAUGAAACAAGUUACCUGAAUGUCCUUGUGUUCUGGUUGUUAAUGUGACAUUUCUUUAAAUAAAAGAUCUGAGCAGUG
Megalobrama amblycephala (Wuchang bream) is the source of this 3711-nucleotide messenger RNA. It is a transcript of the gene fbxl2, whose product is annotated as F-box and leucine-rich repeat protein 2. Lineage: Eukaryota; Metazoa; Chordata; Actinopteri; Cypriniformes; Xenocyprididae. The record is from RefSeq and is a predicted model, not a curated record. The transcript is spliced from 14 exons. Gene Ontology annotation, biological process: SCF-dependent proteasomal ubiquitin-dependent protein catabolic process. Gene Ontology annotation, molecular function: protein binding. The coding region runs from base 92 to 1636 and encodes 514 amino acids. Gene Ontology annotation, cellular component: SCF ubiquitin ligase complex.